AACAGCUGGGGUUUUAUCUGUGGAAUUCCAGGUCAAUCAAAUCGAAUAUACUUGUACAUUUUCACCUAAGAGGACCCAGUUUAAGUGAAUGUGCAUUCAGAAAUACGACAAGGGUCACAGUUCCUAGGUCUGUUUUACAAGAGCCCUCAGAAAAAAAUUUGGAAUUUGUUUACAACCUAAAAAAAUAUGGUUGUCCUAUUAGAGUUUAUUAUAAAUCAUCUUUCAAGCCACCUAUAUAUUUGUAUCAUGGUACGCUAAUCGAAAGACCGAUGAAUACCAAUUUCAUCAUGUGGGAAGAGAAUGGUAGGACAGAUUUCUAUUAUAAUACGACAAUGGAGCAGGCUGGUUGUCUGCGUGAAGCACAGACCUGGAACGAAAUGUUAAAAACUUACAAUGGUAAUAUAAAAUUCAGAGACAAAGCCUGGGGUCCAGAGAACUAUAGGUCUUGCUUUGACACUCCUGGAUUGGUUAGAAAUAUGCAUAGGCCGUAUGAAAUUAUGAAUAUUUCAAGCAAUGUGUUCAUCACCUGGCCAACUGACCAUACUGGCAUUUAUCUUUUCACUGUGAAAGUAGUGGAUCCCAACUACAGUUUCUGUAAACUCACAACUCAAUUUGCUGUAGAAACCUAUGGAGUGUUGGUGAGGUAUGGCAUCAAUAACAAAAGUGAUAAUCUACA
Leucoraja erinaceus (little skate) is the source of this 676-nucleotide messenger RNA. RefSeq names its product cation channel sperm-associated auxiliary subunit epsilon-like. The transcript is spliced from 8 exons. Lineage: Eukaryota; Metazoa; Chordata; Chondrichthyes; Rajiformes; Rajidae. The record is from RefSeq and is a predicted model, not a curated record. The annotation marks the transcript as partial. Gene Ontology annotation, biological process: flagellated sperm motility; sperm capacitation. Gene Ontology annotation, cellular component: sperm principal piece; CatSper complex.